AUGUGGAGAACUGGAGUAUGGACCCUACUGGCGGCAGUGAGUUGUUUAUGCUGCCUUAGACAUAGCUGGGGUCAAACCGCAAGGACUAGUACUGCAACUUCAACCAAGCCAGGGGACCGGGUCAAAAGAGGAUGGGUCUGGAAUCAGUUCUUUGUAGUGGAGGAAUACACCGGCACGGAGCCACUGUAUGUCGGGAAGAUCCACACAGACUCAGACGAAGGCGAGGGGAACAUCAAAUACACCAUCUCGGGUGAAGGCGCCGGGACCAUCUUCAUUAUCGACGAACUGACCGGAGACAUCCACGCCACGGCUCGUCUGGACAGGGAGGAGAAGGCUUUCUACACCCUGAGAGCCCAGGCGCGGGACAGGCUCUCCAACGACCCCCUGGAGCCUGAGUCUGAGUUCGUCAUCAAGGUGCAGGAUAUCAAUGACAGCGAGCCCAAGUUCCUAGAGGGGCCCUACAUCACCAGCGUGGCAGAGCUGUCGCCGAUCGGCACAUCUAUAAUGAAAGUGACGGCCAUAGACGCAGAUGACCCGACGUAUGGUAGCAGUGCCAGAGUGGUCUACAGCGUCCUGGACGGAGAGAGGUUUUUCUCUGUGGAGAAACACACAGGAAUCAUCAUGACGGCUGUGGCAGAUUUGGACCGUGAAACUCAAGAUCGCUAUGAGCUGGUCGUCAAGGCAACAGACAUGGCAGGACAACUGGGCGGGCUCUCCGGCUCCACCACGGUGACCAUAGUGAUCACGGACGUUAAUGAUAACCCUCCACGCUUUCCUCAGAAGAUGUACCAGUUCACGGUAUCAGAGGGAGCAGCUGUGGGCACGCCAGUCGGACAAGUGAUGGCUACAGACGCGGACAUGGGCGAAAACACGGACAUGACCUAUCUGAUUAAAGAGGGAGGAGAUCUCUUCAAGGUCAGCACCAACGUCGAGACCCAGGAAGCAGUGGUCUCCAUCAAGAAGCCUCUGGACUUCGAGACCAAGCGCACACACAAUGUGGUGGUGGAGGCGGUGAACAAGCACGUGGACCCUCGCUUCGUAGACCUGGGCUCGUUCAGGGACCAGACCAUCGUGAGAGUGAGCGUGACGGACAUCGAUGAGCCUCCUAUGUUCCAGCCAGCAGAGGGCACUGUGCUGGAGGUGCAGGAGGACGCCAAAGUGGGGGCGCUGGUGGGCGUGGUCACCGCACGAGACCCGGACAUCACGAACAAGCCUGUCAGGUUUUCCAUUGAUCGGACCACAGACCAGGAGAUGAUCUUUCACAUAGAUCCGGACACAGGUGCCCUCACGCUGGGCAAGAUCCUGGACCGGGAGACCGCCGGCUGGCAUAACAUCACAGUCAAAGCGGUGGAAGCAGAGAAUCACGCCAUGGCGUCGCACACAUCGGUGAACAUUCGGAUACUGGAUGUCAACGACAAUCCCCCUGAACUGGCCCUACCGUACGAAGCCUCCAUAUGUGAAGACGCCAAGCCCGGACAGUUGAUCCACACCAUCAGCGUGGUGGACAGGGACGAGCCACAGACAGGACAUCGCUUCUACUUCACUCUGGCUCCAGAAGUCGCCAACAACCGCCACUUCACCCUGUGGGACGUCAAAGAUAACAGCGCUGGGAUCCGUACGAAACGCACGGGCUUCAAUCGUCACGAGCAGAACGUGUACAUCCUGCACAUCCUGGUCGUGGACUCAGGCCCACCAUCACUGAGCUCCACUGGGACACUGACCAUCCACGUGUGCGGAUGUGACCCAGAGGGAGCCAUUCAGUCAUGCAACGCCACAGCGUACGCGAUGAGUGCGGCUCUGAGCCCGGGGGCCCUGAUAGCUCUUCUGGUGUGCAUACUCAUCCUCAUAGUGCUGGUUCUUCUCAUCCUGACUCUGAAGCGCCACCGUAAAGGCCAGCGCAUGACCGAGGAAGAGGAGGACAUGCGCGACAACGUCAUCAAGUAUAACGACGAAGGCGGCGGCGAGCAGGACACGCAGGCCUACGACAUGAGCGCCCUACGCAACCUCUACGACUUCCCCGAGUCCAAGGGCUCCGAACCGGGCCCCGAUAUCCGAUCUUUACCCCAGUGGAUCCAGACCAACCGCCACAACGGGACCACGUUACGGACGGGGGCGGAGACCAACGCGGUGGCCAGCCUGGGCGUGGAGGCGGUCGCGGCGGAUUUCUCGCUUUUCAAGGGUUACAUCAAGAAGAAGGUGGAGCAAGCGGACGCGGAUCUGUCAGUCCCGCCGUAUGAUUCGUUUCAGACCUACGCGUUCGAAGGCUCCAGUUCGCCAGCGCUGUCCUUAAGCUCUAUCCACACACUCUCCACCACAUCAGAGCAGGAUUUUUCCUACCUCAGCGACUGGGGGCCGAGGUUCAGGCAGCUGGCGGGCUACUAUGCUCCCGGGAAUCUUGAGGAAGAGGGGUCCUAGCACAGCAGACCAGGAUAGACUACUAAAAACUGCU
Molecule: messenger RNA, 2449 nt
Organism: Boleophthalmus pectinirostris (great blue-spotted mudskipper)
Lineage: Eukaryota; Metazoa; Chordata; Actinopteri; Gobiiformes; Gobiidae
Gene: cdh22
Product: cadherin-22
Exons: 12
Coding region: 1-2415 (804 amino acids)
Biological process (GO): cell-cell junction assembly; cell morphogenesis; calcium-dependent cell-cell adhesion
Cellular component (GO): adherens junction; plasma membrane; catenin complex
Molecular function (GO): calcium ion binding; cadherin binding
Source: RefSeq, a predicted model, not a curated record